UGAGUCACUAUUCUGCCGGGUCUGACCGCCUAGUCUAGGUUAGGUCAUGCACAGGUUGUUGACUGCUUUCCACGACCUUGCCGACUAUAACUUGGCAAUUUUACACAUCAACCAAUAUGCACAACACUACCGGCAGCUCUUCUUCAGGGAAUACCCUGGUUGAUGAUACAGCCAUUCCUAUUGUCUGGUACAAUGAUUCCUCCAACGUGCGUGGCCCAACAGACGAUCUCAUCCACGCUGUGCUGGCGGGAAACGUUGCUCGGGUUCAGCAUCUUUCGAUGCGGAACUUCUCAAUACCGGCUGCCGACUCUUGGGUAAUCUAUCAAGCGUGUCUUCAAGGCCUUGAAAUGAUGCGCGCUCUUUCUAUGAACCCAAUGUCUAAGCUCAAUCGAGUAAUGCCGUGGCAGAUGGGGGAUCGGACCCUACAUUUUCUUUUGCGUACUCCCUCGGAUCAAUUUCUAGGAACGAAGAUUUGUGCAAUUUCAUUUCUUAUUCAGAACGGAGCUCAUCCUCUAGAGCAAGAUCGACAGGGAAACAAUGCUCUACACAUCCUUGCGGAGAUUUCCACACAAAGCGACGCCGACGGAGUCGGCAUUAUGAGGGUUUUGUUGGACAAGACUGAAAGAGCUUUUAUUUCCAAAAGCAUCCGGGAUGCAUGCCUUUCCAAGAUUGACAGUCGCAAUAUCCCUUUAGAGGAUGGAGAAGGCUGCACAGCUUUAAUGACUGCAGUCAUGUGCGACAACGCCGGCUGCGUUCAAACUCUUUUGGAACAUGGUGCCAGUCCACACCUUGUUGGCCCUUUGUACCAGCCACCUCUCUAUUUCGCCGUCUCAAAGAACUUUGUCACGGUUGCUAAGCUUCUACUGCAACAUGGAGCAAUCAUCAACCCUGACAUCGAGGCCAAGGCUCGGUCUCCGGAGAUGGUGGAAGUCCUCAGACGGAAUUCAUGAAGUUAUGAGAUGGCUUUGGGGCAUUGAAUGCAGUAUAUGGCAGUCAAUUCAGAUGUUUGUCGAUUGAAAUAGCAAUAGGAAGCAGUAUUUUCCUCGUGAUAAGAGCCUUGAAGAAGUUAACUCUGGUCAGGAGAAUCUUAGAAAGUAUAAUCACACUUAAUCUGUUGUUGGAUCGCGCAGGGAUGC
Messenger RNA from Ilyonectria robusta, 1136 nucleotides. RefSeq names its product ankyrin repeat-containing domain protein. Gene Ontology annotation, molecular function: protein binding. Bases 117 to 950 code for a protein of 277 amino acids. The transcript has a single exon. The record is from RefSeq and is a predicted model, not a curated record. Lineage: Eukaryota; Fungi; Ascomycota; Sordariomycetes; Hypocreales; Nectriaceae.